Messenger RNA from Heterotrigona itama, 3404 nucleotides. The record is from the annotation of a GenBank genome assembly. NCBI's taxonomy places the organism in Eukaryota, Metazoa, Arthropoda, Insecta, Hymenoptera, Apidae.
UAUAUAUAUAUAUAUGUAUAUAUUAUAUUUUAUGACACUAAGAUUGCAUAGAAAAAUAACCACGUAUGCUGUUCACGUGGUAUAAAAUUACUGGCACUUGGACAUAAUUAUAAGCAUAGUGUCAAUCUUUCAAGAAAGUCAUUUUAACAAGAACAUUGAAACGUUUAUCAAAUAAGAGUAAAGAGUAAAAUUUAAAUUAUUUAAAAAUUAGUCGUAUAAAUAACAUAAUAUAACUUUCGUCUAGCACAAUCGGACAAAUAUUUUUUAACCAUCAAACAGUGAUAUGAAAUAGAUUUUGGUCUAGAGAUACAUCGCUGUCGUCAUAAACCUGAACAUAUCAUUCAUAUUGGCUAAAGAUAUGAUGAAAUAAUUGUCAUUUCAUAAAAAUGUGGACAUACUAUAGUCUUUAUAAUAUACUGUGUAUCAUAGUUAUAGUGUAUGGGCAUGAUUUCAGAAAUUUUGAUGAUACUGUUCUUUUUAAAAUCAACUGGCCGGGUAAAGCUAGUUCGGAUUUAUUGGAGUCUAGAACAAAUGUGGAACCUUAUAUUAUAACAACUGCAAAUAAAGAACAAUAUCAAUGUUUAAUAGUUGAUAAUUCAGAGCAAGAACAAGAUUAUAAUGAACCAUACAGUGGACCAAAUCCAAUAGAAAUUUUAUCACCACUAUUUAAACAAAACACUUGUUCUUACAGAGUUGAAUCUUAUUGGUCGUAUGAAUUAUGCCAUGGACGAUAUGUACGUCAGUAUCACGAGGACAGAGAUGGAAAAAAAGUGAAAACACAAGAGUAUUAUUUAGGUACUUUUGAUAAAUUACAAGAGUUAAAGCUUUUGGCUGAAUAUACCGAAGGAGAAGAGACUAGGAAAUCAGAUAUACCAGUUAAAAAGGUUGAUGGAAUCAAUAUGCCAUAUGUUGAAAUUGAAAUGGGUGAUGGCACAGUUUGUGAUCUAACUAAUAAACCACGAAAGAUAAAAGUUCUUUAUGUUUGUUACCAACAUGGAAAGCACGAGUUGUUUUCAUUUGAAGAACCUUCUAGUUGUGAAUAUGAAGUUAUUGUCCUUUCACCUUGGCUAUGUAGUCAUCCUGACUAUAAGCCUCAAGCUACAGGGGAAAAUGAAAUCAAUUGUCAUCCAAUUGAGAAUGCACCAAAGAAGCCUAGAUCUCUUGUUGCGAUGGAAAUGGAAAGUCUAAAACUUCGAUAUCAAAAAGUAACGGAUGACAAGCUGCAGGAAGUCUAUGCAAUCUUCCAUGUAGAUAAGGAGGGCCAGGUCAGAAUAUUUUGUAUUUUUGGGAUCAGGCCAAAGUGCUUGAUGGACGGUGAAGCACGUGUUAGAGUUGAAAUACAUCCAGUCGGUGUUAUUGAUAAACAUAAUAAUAUUGAAGAUUCCAUAAAUUCAUUAGCAGAUCAAGGUAUUAGUCCAGCAGAAGUGAAUCCCGUAAAAAACUUCCUAAGCGGAAAAAAUUGUUUACAUGGAGGCAAUGGAUGGUGGAAGUACGAAUUUUGUUACGGACGCUCUGUGGUUCAGUACCAUAUAGAACGCGAUGGUAAAAAGACCAUAGUAAAUCUUGGUAAAUUUGAUAAACAGAAACAUUUGGAGUGGAUUGGUGCACACCCACAUAAGAAACUAAAGUCUCCAGAAUUGCGGAAACAACUUUUUCAUUUUUAUAGCGAUGGUACUAUUUGUGAUAAAACUGGCAAUCCAAGACAAACGGAGGUGAAAUUAAAAUGUGUUGAAAGUCAUACGGCCAGUCCAUCGAGUGUUUCUCUUUUUCUAGUCGAGCCAAAAACAUGCGAAUACGUUCUAGGUGUGGAAUCGCCACUGAUCUGUGAUAUUUUAGAAUAUGCCGAUGAAAAUGGGCUUCUUAAUGAAAAAUUUGAUGUAAAUUUCGAGAAACUGAAAACAACCGCUUUUCACGAAUAUGACGAUUUGGACGAAAGGAUAGCAAACGGAGACGAUUAGAAUGUCAUUCAACUUAUAGAUAUUAGUUGUGAAACAAAAUUUCUAAUGAUAAAAAAAAAUAACAGUAUUAACAUUUAACAGGCACAUUGCAUUUACUUUCACUAAAUUAAAUAAAAAGAUUCGGACUUUUUUUAUUACUCAAUAUGUGUCAAUAUACAAAUCUUAUGCCUCAAAAGUUUUCAGACAUUUUAUAAUACAUAUAUAAACAUAACAAUUGUUUAAAACAUAUAAUGUUGUUAAUACGUUAUCAUGAAUUAUUGAGCCACAGAGAUUGUAACAUUUGCAAAAACAUUUUCACUCUAAGAUUUUGAAAGGAAUAAUUACAAUCCCCUAUAUUAAUUUCUAUACUAUUGAAUUAUUUCCUACCAUUCGCGUGACAAACCACAUCAUUGAUUGCUUAUCAUUGUCCGAUGUUGAGGCCAACCCCCACACGAAAUUGCUGCUUCUUAUGAUUUAAAAGCGCGCUAAUAACUAGCGAGGAUUCUGGAAUUGGGUAUAGUUUCUUUUCAAACACACCACCAACUGUAGUCUCGGAAUUUACGAUACCGCGGAAAACAAGAUCUGCGUACGGUACAUUUACUUGGUAAACUAUAGUAGCGAUUGAUUGAUGAGUUCUCGUAUUUGUUUCUAACUCGACUCCGAGUUCCAAUUGCGAACUAGCUUUGCGAUGAUAGCAAAGAUGAAGACCCGCUUCACCUAUCGUUCCGGAUAAUGUCGUAGGUCCUGUACUAUAUCUAAAAGCCAUGCACAUAAUUGUCUGUUGACCACCUGGAAUCUUCGAGCCACGAAGGCAAGCAAUCUCGGCUCCUAACGCGAUUCUCGACGUGAUCGAUUGUAAAAAGUGUAUUACUACUGUUCCUUGCCUUUUUGUAAGCUUUGGGUUGGCUAAGGUCACCGCUACCGUAAAAUCAUUCGAGCGAUACUCCAAGCUGGAACUUGAUGCUUUCCAUUUCCCGUCGGCAAUUUGCGCCGAUAAUUUAUAUCUAAAUCUACAUCCAAGAGUAUGUACAAACGACGCAGUCAAAUUCCCAUUUGGCGUGAUAUCUCCGACGACUAUGGGAUAUCUUUCUUUCAAACUGACCAGUUUUGUACCAAUGUACUUUGCGCCGAACUUAUAUCCAGACGGUGUAACGGAACUAAGAGUUAUUGAAUGCGUUACGUUAAAAUGGUCACUAAGGAUUUUGUUGAUGACGAGUCGCGCACCUUCGAAGUUCUGCGGAUAAAGAUCUUUAACCUUCUUAUGUAUUUCUUCGAAACUUCCUGGAUUUCCUGGCGCUUUGUCUUGCGGUUCUCUGCAUGGUAUACAAUCUUCUUCUUCGUGGGUUACUAUGUUUGGUUCUUCCUGUAUUUUUCUCGAUGCAUGUAUUGUACCCAUUGUAAUACAUUAGGCUUUUUUAAAGCACAGUUGGAAAAUUUUCUUCGAGCACUUCUUAAUUUUAUGCUGGC